Messenger RNA from Lactuca sativa (garden lettuce), 505 nucleotides. Lineage: Eukaryota; Viridiplantae; Streptophyta; Magnoliopsida; Asterales; Asteraceae. The record is from RefSeq and is a predicted model, not a curated record.
UGAUGUUUUUUGAGUUUAUAAUCAAUGUUGAAUUUGUUUUUAAUUACCUUUUUGAUACAGAUAUGGAAUGAUUUUUGUGCCAUUUACAGCCAUUGAUAACCACAAACGUUCAAUAAACAUUGGAGCAGGUUUGUUAAGCAACGAGUCAAUAGAAUCUUAUCGUUGGUUGCUCGAAGCUUUUUUGAAAGCACAUGUAAAACACCCUCAAUUAGUGUUAACAGACCAAGAUCCAACAAUUCUACAGGACGUUGAAGCAAUAUUUCCUACUUCUAAUCAUCGUUUAUGUAUGUGGCACAUUAUGAAAAAACUACAAGCCAAGGUUUCAGCCGAUUUUUUGAAAAACACUGAUUUUCGAAAGCGUUUUACGAAGCUUGUUUGGAAUGUCUACAUCGAGCCUGAAGUGUUUGAAUCAAGGUGGAAACUGCUUAUGAGAAAAUUCAAACUACAGGACUAAAGAUGGUUCAAAGACAUGUACAGGGAUCGAAAACUUUGGAUUCCAGCCUAU